AGUCUUGCGGUAAUAUAACGUCACACAGAGACAGGCUGCCAGAUUAUCCUCACAGCUGGCAGAAUCACCAAACUCAACGUCCUUUCAAAACACAUUUACCAUUGCACUGGCUACUAACGGUAAUAACAUCCUGUUUCACACCAAAAUCCAGGGCAAUGCAGAGGGAAGGGUCAUGAGGAACGGCCUCAGGUUCAUCAACUGGAGUGAUUGAAGGUCCUGGUCCCAGACUAACCGUCCCUGAGUCAGACAGCGUCCUGGACCAUGUUAUUGUCCUAGUGUCCAGCAUGUGGUCUGGUCCCGUGGUCACUGUCCUAAGCCUGGUCCUGAGGUCACUGUGCCAGUCUCUCAGCAGAAGAUGGAUUCAAACUACCUGAGGAGAGUUUUGGGUGACUGUUUGACUGAGGGUCUGGCAGAAGUGGCACAACAUCGACCGAUUGAUCCUAUUGAAUACCUGGCAUAUUGGCUGUACAAAUACAGAGACAACCUCGACUUAGAGCAAAAGAGUCAAUUGGAGAUUGAGCAGCUGAACGCUGAGACACAAGCAGCAUUGAAGGAGAAAGCUAUGCAAGAACAGUUAGAAGCUGAACUGCUUGAGAUUCAGAAGGCAUAUGAAGAGAAGUUGAAGCUCAAGCAAGCAAAUCUUGAGCUUGAAAAACAACAGCUUCAGGUUCUGGCUGCUCUUAAUGCAGUGAAGGAAACACAAGCUAAGGAGUUGCAGGAAAUGGAGAAGCAGACUUCUGAGCAUGCUAUUACGGAAAGUGCAUCUUCAUUAGUGCCACCUGAAUGGUUUGGGGAACCUGAACUUGAAACUGUGGAAGAGAAAGAUGAAUCAACUAUUGCAAUAGAGGAUCAUAAUGAGGAAUCAUUGCCAAUAGAGGAAGAAUCCAAACCUGCAGAAGAACACAUCAAAGAAGCUGAGGAGGAAUCCUAAAAAAUUAACUGGUUCAACUCAAUUCUGCCCUGAGAAAUGGAAAUAAACUGUUCAUCAUCUGAUUUUCUAUUAAAUUAAUACAUUCUCAGUUA
Messenger RNA from Hemiscyllium ocellatum (epaulette shark), 1023 nucleotides. It is a transcript of the gene dydc2, whose product is annotated as DPY30 domain containing 2. Gene Ontology annotation, cellular component: Set1C/COMPASS complex. Bases 356 to 931 code for a protein of 191 amino acids. Lineage: Eukaryota; Metazoa; Chordata; Chondrichthyes; Orectolobiformes; Hemiscylliidae. The transcript has 6 exons. The record is from RefSeq and is a predicted model, not a curated record.